Molecule: messenger RNA, 1118 nt
Organism: Manihot esculenta (cassava)
Lineage: Eukaryota; Viridiplantae; Streptophyta; Magnoliopsida; Malpighiales; Euphorbiaceae
Product: methylesterase 17
Exons: 4
Coding region: 176-1003 (275 amino acids)
Biological process (GO): jasmonic acid metabolic process; salicylic acid metabolic process
Molecular function (GO): methyl jasmonate esterase activity; methyl indole-3-acetate esterase activity; methyl salicylate esterase activity
Source: RefSeq, a predicted model, not a curated record
ACAUAAAGGCAAUCAUCAUUACUCUCUUUGAUCACUAUAAAUACAAAUACACAAACUCUCUCCAUUAACUGUGUCUAUCUAUAUAUAUUCCAACUUGAAUUUCCAAGAGCACAGUGAUUGAUUUUCAGUAGCAAAAAAUAAAGAUCAAUUGAUCAAUCAGAACUCAGAAGGGCAGAUGGGCGAGGAGGCAAUUCACAUGAGGGAAGACACAACCUUUUCAUCAAACCCAAAGCCACACUUUGUACUGGUGCAUGGAGUCAGUGGAGGGGGUUGGUGCUGGUACAAAAUCCGGUGUCUCAUGGAGAACUCAGGCUAUAAAGUCUCUUGUGUUGACCUCAAAGGUGCAGGAAUCGAUCAAGCAGAUGCCAAUUCUGUCCUCUCUUUUGAUGAAUAUAAUAAGCCUCUCAUGGACUUCUUAUCUUCCUUGCCUGAUCAUGAGCAGGUGAUAUUGGUGGGGCAUAGCGCUGGGGGGCUAAGCAUAACACAGGCGACUCACAAGUUGGCAAAGAAGAUCCGUUUAGCUGUGUAUGUAGCUGCCACCAUGCUCAAGUUGGGUUUUUGGACGGAUCAAGAUAUACAAGAUGGAGUUCCUGACCUAUCCUCAUUUGGUGACGUGUAUGAGCUGGGAUUUGGAUUGGGAUGCGAUCAGCCUCCUACCAGUGCCAUCAUCAAGAAAGAAUUCCAACGCCAAAUCAUCUAUCAAAUGAGCCCACAAGAGGAUUCGACCCUAGCUUCGAUGCUUUUGAGGCCAGGACCAAUCCUAGCAUUACAAUCAGCCCAGUUCAAAGAAGAGGAUGAUAAUGGGAUAGAUAAGGUGAAGCGUGUGUACAUAAAGACAAUGCACGAUCAUGUCAUCAAACCUCAGCAACAAGAGGCAAUGAUAAACAGGUGGCCACCAUCUCAAGUUUAUGUUUUGGAUACUGAUCACAGUCCAUUUUUUUCAUCCCCAUUUGUGCUCUUUGGGUUGCUUGUAAAGGCAUCAGCUUCUGUCGGAUACGUAUAGGAUAUAACAGAACCAGAAUCCGGUUCUUCUCUUUAAUAUAAUUUAUUUGAGUUUGAAUAAAACUAUAUAUACUUCUGCCUAUGUAACAUUAUCAAAUAUUUACUCUUUCUACCAA